GCAUAAACACAUUGGAAACCACUUCCCCCCAAAUGCAGCUCGCAACAACUCCAACAAUUAAGGUGUUAUAAUAUAUCAACCCUCUCGUUGCCUGCAGCCCGUCGCCUCCAAACACCCAAAACCCCCAAUAUACAAGAAAUUGCAAAAAUAGGGAAAUUUCAUCAAUUCAAGAAAAGAAUCGUUUUUAAAUUUUUUUUACAAAACUUCCGGCGAACGAAGAGCACACGAAGCCGUCGAUACCAGUAAUGUCGACGCGUUUUUCAUACUCUUUUGUGUUUCAUUACAGACGACAGAGAGAAAUCGAAUUGAAAAAUUAACCCACAUCAUACUAUUUCAAAUUUUCAACAUAAAACCCUCAUUUCAGAGCUACCACUAGAAUCGUUCCUUCAUCGGAAUGUAUGCCAUGAAUGAAGAGAAAACGGCUUACCAGAUCGGCGAUGAAUGAAGAACAAAUUCGCCGUCAAUAAGAGGAACCGAAUUUUAUGUACAAAAUUGGGAGGGCAAAUUCGGAAUCCAAAAUUUUAAACACCGUGGGGUACACAAUCGAGGAUGAACAGUAGUUUAGCAGCGGGCUUUCCCUUUUCAUCACACCGAAAAAAACGCUAGUUAAUUAAACAAACACGCUUAAACUAACCUAUCAAACACAGCCCCUUUCAAUCUCGUCUCCUCUCCCUCCGGAAACCCUAAUUCUCCACCAUUACCAAAACAAUGGCGGCCGCUGCAGCGAUCUCAACACCACCCACUUUCAAUCUCUCCUCCGGAAACCCUAAUUCUUCUUCUCUGCCCCACCUCAAGCUCACCUCCUGCAAUGUCAAUCCAUCAAUCUCCUACUCCCAAUCCCUCAAGCUCGACCGUAAUUCCCGAUUCCUAACCGCCGCCACCGCUUCCCCGUCCUCCGCCGUUAACGGUACCAACUCAUUUCACGGUCUGUGCUACGUCGUCGGAGACAACAUCGACACCGACCAAAUCAUCCCCGCCGAGUACCUUACCCUCGUCCCUUCCAACCCCGACGAGUACGAAAAGCUUGGCUCCUACGCCCUAAUCGGACUACCCGCCUCAUACGGCGCCCGAUUCAUCGAACCCGGGGCCACUAAAACAAAGUACGCAAUCGUUAUUGGCGGCGAUAACUUCGGCUGCGGCUCGUCCCGUGAGCAUGCUCCCGUGGCGCUGGGAGCAUCCGGCGUGGCGGCGGUGGUGGCGGAAUCGUACGCCAGGAUCUUUUUCAGGAAUUCGGUCGCCACCGGAGAGAUUUAUCCGUUGGAAUCGGAGGGGAGAUUGUGCGACGAGUGCACGACUGGGGAUGUGCUGACUAUCGAGCUUGGUGAGAGUAAGCUCAUCAAUCAUACCACGGGGAAAGAGUAUAAGUUGAAGCCCAUCGGGGAUGCCGGCCCUGUCAUCGAGGCCGGUGGGAUCUUCGCAUAUGCCAGGAAAGCUGGGAUGAUCCCUUCUCGCGAUGCCUGAAACACUUUUCCGGUAUCAUCGCAUCCUGGCAUCUUUAUGAGUCUUGAGAAGAGGCAAUUGACAUUGUGAAGAAUAAUGUGUACUUGUAGUGUGAUAGGUGAUGCUUCUUUGUGCUGCAUUAGUUUUAGUGGUUGAAUCAAAAACUUAUUAUCUGUGUUGUGCUGUAUUGAGAUCAAGUUCCUGUAAGGCUGUUUGCUGCAUUAAACAAUCACAUUUGCUUCUA
Salvia miltiorrhiza (redroot sage) is the source of this 1684-nucleotide messenger RNA. Its product is annotated as 3-isopropylmalate dehydratase small subunit 1-like. The coding region runs from base 709 to 1461 and encodes 250 amino acids. Gene Ontology annotation, molecular function: hydro-lyase activity. The transcript is spliced from 2 exons. The record is from RefSeq and is a predicted model, not a curated record. Lineage: Eukaryota; Viridiplantae; Streptophyta; Magnoliopsida; Lamiales; Lamiaceae.